AUGGAACGUUUAGCUGGCGAUCGUCUUCCGUAUAGCACUAGAAGUAGAAUCGUUAUCAUAAGUAGAGUUAGGGGCAUACUUAGGCAUACUAUUGAAGAGGAUAAUAUAUACAAGGUUGAGGUAUUAAAACUGGAUGAUGCUCUUCAGCUCUUCUGUUCACGUGCUUUCAAGAAUAACAGUACUCGUAGAACAAAUUAUAAGGAGUUGGCAAAAAAGGCUGUGCAUUAUGCUAGAGGUGUUCCUUUAGAGUAUGAUAGAUUGGGUAAAAAUGAGAAGGAGAUAUUUCUGGAUGUAGCAUGUUUUCAUAAAGGGUGGCCUAUGGAGUAUGUAAAACAAAGGUUAAAUGUUUGUGGAUUGUUUGGGACAACCAGAAUUAGAAUUCUCAUUGAUAUGUCUCUCGUAUCAAUUGAUUCAAAAUGGGGAAGGAAAACCAUAGAGAUGCACGAUUUGCCACAAGAAAUGGGAAGGACAAUUGUUCAGAAAGAAUGUACUAAGGAUCUCGGAAAACCGGAUAGGUUGUUCAUUGAUAAGGAUGUUUAUCGUGUAUUGAAGAGUAACAUGUGUUAG
This is a messenger RNA of Pyrus x bretschneideri (Chinese white pear), 567 nucleotides long. RefSeq names its product TMV resistance protein N-like. Gene Ontology annotation, molecular function: ADP binding. The transcript is spliced from 2 exons. NCBI's taxonomy places the organism in Eukaryota, Viridiplantae, Streptophyta, Magnoliopsida, Rosales, Rosaceae. Bases 1 to 567 code for a protein of 188 amino acids. Gene Ontology annotation, biological process: defense response. The record is from RefSeq and is a predicted model, not a curated record.